CUCUCAUUCUCUCUCUCUCUCUCUCUCCCUCCCUCCCUCCCUCACACAGAGAGAGACUAGUCUCUCUCAGUCUCUCCAACAAUGGAGCCGUGGCUCGAUGACUUAGCCGACGAUCUCCAGAGCAUCAGCUUCACCUCCACGGCCACAACAGCAGCCACCGAAUCCAAACGAAGCACAAGCUCCGGCUCCGAAGCCACGCUAACCGCCUCGUGCUCCUCCUCGGCUCGCCUCGGCUCCCUCGUCGCGAAGCCCCGAGCCCCGUCCUCCGACCCCCGCUGGUCCGCAAUCCACAAGAUCCGAUCCGAGUCCCCGACCCGACAGCUGGCCCUCUCGGACCUCAAAUUCUCCGAGCGGCUCGGCUCCGGCGACAUCGGGUCGGUGUACCUGGCAGAGCUGAAGUCCGGCGACGGCAAGGGGUGCGUGUUCGCGGCGAAAGUGAUGGACAAGAAGGAGCUGAUUAGUCGGAGCAAAGAAGGGAGGGCGAGGACAGAGAGGGAAAUACUGGAAUUGUUGGAGCACCCAUUUUUGCCCACGCUCUACGCCAGUAUAGACGCGCCCAACUGGCUUUUCUUGCUCACCGAGUUCUGCCCCGGCGGUGACCUCCAUGUUCUCCGACAACGCCAGCCUUUGAAACGCUUCCCUGAGUCUGCCGUCAGGUUCUAUGCAUCUGAGGUGGUUGUAGCUCUAGAGUACCUUCACAUGAUGGGAAUUGUGUAUCGUGAUCUCAAGCCCGAAAACGUUUUAGUUCGAUCCGAUGGCCACAUCAUGCUUACAGAUUUUGACCUCUCAUUGAAAUGCGAUGAUGUUGCAUCUGCUGCUCAUAUAAACACUCCAGUCGCCGCCCCUCAAAAAGACUAUGCAGUUGAUCCACCUCGCUUUACCUCAUCUUCAUGCAUCAUUCCAAAUUGUAUAGUUCCUGCCGUGUCAUGUUUCCACCCGAAGAGCAAGCGCAAGAAGAAGAAGCAGGGCCAUCGGGACGGACCUGAGUUUGUGGCUGAGCCUGUUGACGUCCGGUCCAUGUCUUUUGUUGGGACUCACGAAUACUUGGCCCCUGAGAUUGUGUCCGGUGAGGGGCAUGGUAGUGCAGUGGACUGGUGGACAUUAGGGAUAUUUAUAUUUGAACUCUUUUACGGUGUGACACCGUUCAAGGGUGUGGACAAUGAGCUAACGCUGGCUAAUAUUGUUGCUCGAGCCUUGGAGCUUCCGAAAGAACCUGCCGUGCCCUCCACGGCAAAGGACCUCAUCUCACAGCUUUUGGCCAAGGACCCGGAUAGGCGAUUGGGAUCGUUAAUGGGUGCAUCAGCUAUCAAACGACACCCAUUUUUCCAAGGGGUCAAUUGGGCACUAUUGAGAUGUACUCCUCCACCAUUUAUUCCCCCACCAUUUAGUAGACGCCUUGUAUCUAAUCAAACUUGUCCUGAGAAAAUGGAUUAUUAUUAGUCAGAAACACAACAUAAAUAAAAACAUAUAUUGCACAUUUCAAUCCUUCAA
Molecule: messenger RNA, 1491 nt
Organism: Rosa rugosa (rugosa rose)
Lineage: Eukaryota; Viridiplantae; Streptophyta; Magnoliopsida; Rosales; Rosaceae
Product: serine/threonine-protein kinase D6PKL2
Exons: 2
Coding region: 82-1440 (452 amino acids)
Biological process (GO): protein phosphorylation
Cellular component (GO): nucleus; plasma membrane; cytoplasm
Molecular function (GO): protein serine/threonine kinase activity; ATP binding
Source: RefSeq, a predicted model, not a curated record